AUGUCCACUAACAUGUCCACAUCGGACCUGCCACCAGGACGCAGGGGGCGCGCCGGACUGGGCGCGCCUGGCGGGGCCCGGCGCCCGGGGAGGGGCCUGCCUGUUCCCGGGGGCAGGACGGCGCCCAGAGGCCGGGGCCAGCGGGGAGGGCCGGGCGGGGGCGGGGACGCGGGUCGAGGCUACCACUUGUGCUGCUCGCCCAGGCCAGGCUCCUGCUGGCCGGCGCUACGCACUGGCCAGCCCGGCCGGGGACAGUCGGGAAGGCGGCGCCAGCCGGUGGGGCGGGGGCCCCGAAGUGGGUUUUGGGCCGCCACCCGCUCUGGCACUGGGCUUAGAGGGCGGCACGAAGUGCGCUCCGUGCCCGGGCACCGCACCGGGCUUGUCUCGGUAUCUGCCAUUCUGCCCCAGCCAGGAAAACCAGGCGCCUUCCAGGCCCUUCGAAAGAUGGAUUCUGUUGACGUAUCUGGCGGCCCUGGCGAGCAGGGUGGAAAGUUGGUUUUUGCCAGAUCGUGCUGGGAUCUUCUUUGUGCCGCUCAGCAAGUCCCGCAUCCCGCUGGAGCAGGGAGGCAAACAGCACGGAGGCAGAAAUAAAGCAAUGGAACAUACAUCGUAAUGCGUCUGGAGCAGCAUCAGAAAAGGACUUAUUUGUUCUCCUGGGCUGUGGAGUGCCGAGUGAUUGAAUGCUCGCCAAGCUGUCAGUUUUAUGAAACAAAUUCCCUAACCCCCUUGGCCCAGAGCUUUGCUCAGUCUGAGAUGGAAAAGAAAUAACUUUUAAUAGAAAACUCAUUGCUAAAAUCUAAGAUAAGAUUUCAGAGUUACUUCCCUCCUAAGACUAAAAUGAAAUAUGGAAGCAGGCAUUUGAUGGCAGAGGAGGAGGACAGGCUAUUAGGGGGUCUCGUUUCUUUUCAGUUCUUGGUUAAUACACUGUUAAUAAAAAUAUUUAGACUUUU
Molecule: messenger RNA, 950 nt
Organism: Rattus rattus (black rat)
Lineage: Eukaryota; Metazoa; Chordata; Mammalia; Rodentia; Muridae
Product: collagen alpha-1(I) chain-like
Exons: 3
Coding region: 1-591 (196 amino acids)
Source: RefSeq, a predicted model, not a curated record